AUGAUUGCAUUUCAAGAAAUGCUUCGGUUAUUAUCAGUUCAUCCAUUUGGAAAUAAAGAAGAAAUUUUAACUAAAUCAAAUGAAUUUCUAUCAAAAUUAGAAAUUGCAGAAAAGAAAUUUGUUGAAUUACAAAAAGUGAUAUAUGAAGAUAUCGAUGAUGAUGAAAAUCAAUUACCAAUAACUCAACAACAACUCCAAUCAAAGAUGACUGAGAUAUAUUACUUUUUAGAUGAAUUAAAAAAAGUACAAAAAGAACUUAAAGAAUUAAAUGUUAUAAAAGAAAAAUAA
Entamoeba nuttalli P19 is the source of this 288-nucleotide messenger RNA. RefSeq lists its product as hypothetical. The transcript has a single exon. Bases 1 to 288 code for a protein of 95 amino acids. Lineage: Eukaryota; Evosea; Mastigamoebida; Endamoebidae. The record is from RefSeq and is a predicted model, not a curated record.